AUGUCCCUAAGUGGUGGCACUGCAGGCGGGAAAGGUGUGGACUCGAAUGCGGUGGACACUUACGACAGCGGGGAUGAGUGGGAUAUCGGCGUUGGAAAUCUGAUCAUCGACCUAGACGCUGACUUAGAAAAGGACAAACUCGAGAUGUCUGGCACCAAGGAGGGCAUGGCGGCGCCGCCCAGCGCCGUGGCGACGCUGCCCGACAACAUUCGGUUCGUGAGUCCGGUCUCCGGCUCCCAGGGCAAGGAGAGCAAAUCCAAAUACAAGCGCAGCAAGAACUCUAAAGACAAUGGCGGCAAGGCUUCGGCCAGCGACGCGGGGAAAAAGGAAACCCCGGGACGGACUCAGGGGGAGCCGGCGGGCGCCGCCGCCGCCGCCAGCGCGGUUGCCGCUAGCAACAACUCCGCCUCCGGGAAGAACCUGGAGAAGGGGGGCAAGGCCUCCAGGGGGGUCCUGGGCGGGAAGAAGGAGAAGGAAGGGGCGAGCGGGAAAAAUAAGAAAGACAAAGCGGAUGGCGCCCCGGUGGUGGCGAUCGGCGUCACGGAGAAGGACGUGUCUCAGGCCCAGGCCGCUUUGGGGAAUAACCGCAGCGCGUCCUUCGAGAGCCCGCAGCCGACAGACUUGGCGGACGCCAAUCCGAUGGGGAAUAUUGCACUUGAAUCUGUUGGGAUAGUACCGGCGUUGACCACAAAAGCUGAACCGGAGGAGGUGGAAAACGGGAACAGCGAAUGCAAGACGCUAAAGAAGGUGAAGAAUGAGAAGGUUCUCGGUUUCGUGGAGAAGUGGUCCCUCCUCACCGCGGAGCCGUCCUCCCUCUGA
Molecule: messenger RNA, 819 nt
Organism: Menidia menidia (Atlantic silverside)
Lineage: Eukaryota; Metazoa; Chordata; Actinopteri; Atheriniformes; Atherinopsidae
Source: the annotation of a GenBank genome assembly